GGAAACCGUGACGUUUCGAUGUUCACUCAGAAAAAUUGGCUACAAAAAAAAAAAUCGAUACAAGCAAAGAUUCUUAAUCAUUCGCAAUGGCCUGUGAUGUUAGGAGUAUUGUCGACUACCAAAGAUAUCCAAUUGCAGAGUCUGAGAGCCACAUUCUCCAGGAGGUUAUAAACCGUGCUAGGGGCGAACUGAACAACAACGGCAUUGCGUUGCUGCGAGGUUUUAUGCUACCUUGGGCUAUUCGUCAAACAGUCCGAGACGCAGAAGAAGCCUUACCGGAUGCAUUUUGUAAAAAAGUUGAUCACACCGUCUAUCUAGAGGAAUGUCAAGAUUCUCUCCUGGAGAAAGAUCAUCCUCGAAACAUAAUGUCUCGAUCUUGUAAGUGUUGCAUUGCUCACGACCAAAUCAAGACAGACUCGCCGCUCAAUCAGCUUUAUAUGUCUCUAGAGAUGACAAAUUUUGUUCGACUUUUGCUGCACAAAGACGUGCUUUACCGUACGGCUGAUCCGUUGGGAGCCUUAAGCUUGCAGGUCUACAGGGAAAAUGAUGGGCUUGAUUGGCAUUUUGACCGGGGGGAGUUCGCUGUUACACUCCUCCUUCAAGCGCCAGAUGGUGGAGGACGUUUUCAAUACAUUCCAUCAACAAGAUCAGUUGGAAAUGAAAACUAUGACCUAGUCAAGCAAGUGCUACUUGCUUCUAAAGCUGGACAAGAUCUGUCUGGUCUUGGAGUGAAAGAAGCUGAUCUUCAGCCAGGAACACUUGUGGUAUUCUGUGGGCAUAACUCAAUGCAUCGUGUUACCCCUAUAGAGGGCAAAAAGUCUAGAAUCAUAACUGUGUUAUCUUAUGAAAAGAAACCGGAUGUUUACUUAAAUGAAUACACCAGAAUGAAAUUCUGCGGGCGCUUGAAAUAAAUCUACUUGCAGACUUACUAGGUAGAAUUGUAAAUAGAGCUUUUGUAGAUUCCUUGCUCGCACACUUUUUAGGAAAUUCUAGGGUCGUUUCAACCAUUACCCUUAUAAUGAUUAUGAGGCUGCGUGGCCAAGUGGUUAGGAUGCUGGAGCUGUAAUCCGGUGUCUCGCAUUCAAAUCCUCUACUCUGCCACUCAUUGAAUUUGUUCUCAGUUGCUCAUAGUUCAACUCCUUGGUGUACUCUUGUAAAUAGCCCACUAGUCUACCUUCUGCCAGUGGGGAUUUUUAAGCAUUUAGUUAGUUUACAUUGUGGCUGAAAAGCCCCUAAGGGGGAGCUUCAAUUUGCGUAUUUAUUUUUAUUUUUUUUUAUUUUUAAUGAUAUCAUUGACAAGUGGCUUCUAUUAUGCUGUGAAUUUAUUCAGUAACAGGUCACAGAUGACGUCAAAUGUGAUGAUCAUGACAAAGGGACGUUCAAAGCUUUUUUUUCUUUCAAAAAGGAUAGCUUUUUGACAAACUCUCAUUCCCUAGCUCCUGACCCCUCUCCUUCUGCUCUGCAUCUACAUUCUUUACUCACUAAUCAGGGGAGAAGGGGAGUAUGAAAAAAUUCAUUUCAUGCGUGGGGUGGGGGGGGCUUCAGUCAGAGCAUAUUUAACAAUUAUUCCACGAGCGCACGUUGGAUAUGAGAUGAUAGAUAGCCAACGAGGCGCAUAGCGCCGAG
Messenger RNA from Stylophora pistillata, 1626 nucleotides. RefSeq lists its product as uncharacterized. NCBI's taxonomy places the organism in Eukaryota, Metazoa, Cnidaria, Anthozoa, Scleractinia, Pocilloporidae. The record is from RefSeq and is a predicted model, not a curated record.